Messenger RNA from Botrytis byssoidea, 1382 nucleotides. RefSeq lists its product as uncharacterized. The record is from RefSeq and is a predicted model, not a curated record. The coding region runs from base 280 to 1065 and encodes 261 amino acids. NCBI's taxonomy places the organism in Eukaryota, Fungi, Ascomycota, Leotiomycetes, Helotiales, Sclerotiniaceae. Gene Ontology annotation, molecular function: oxidoreductase activity. The transcript has 2 exons.
UAAAGAUGUCAGAGCUUCAGCAGCCAGCGCCACCACCAAUAAUUCGGCUUUCCACACGAUCGGAGGCUUCAUAGCUCGCUUCAUGUGUUAUGUUGUCUCGCUUGCGGUUCCUACGUGAUUUACGAAGUCAAUUAAAUCCACUUGGUUGGCCAUAAACGUAAUAUCUCCUAUAUCAUACUACUCUUGCUCUGGUCAAAUUCGCUAUAAACAAUAUACACUUUCACUCCAACUCGAGUCAGUCCCCGUACUUCAUUCUUCUUAAUUUACAUCACCCACAAAAUGGACGUUCCAGAGGCUGCCGUCUACCCUGUCCUAAAAGGCAAGGUUGCGAUCAUAACCGGCGGUUCACAAGGCAUGGGAAAGGCUACAGCAUCAGUCUUUCUACGAGCUGGUGCUCAAGUGGUCAUUGCCGAUGUGAAAGAACUCGAGGGCCGAGCAACUGAGAAAGAGUUGUCGCAGUUUGGGGAGAUAAUAUCUGUGCGAUGCGACAUUGCCAAGUCGGCGGACGUUCAAAAUCUCAUCGCGGCAACGGUCAAGAAAUUCGGCAAGCUCGAUGUAGCUGUUAACAACGCUGCUCUCACGCCGGACAAGACACAACUUAUCAAUUUUGAUGAGGACUACUGGAAUACUCUCGUGGGAAUCAACCUCACUGGAACAGCACUAUGUUGCAAGUAUGAAAUGCAACAGAUGGCGAAACAGGGCACUAAAGGCUCUAUCGUCAAUAUUGCAUCUAUCAACGCUUUUAGGCCACAACCAAACAUGCCUGCUUAUACAGCAACGAAACACGCUAUCAUUGGUUUGACUAAACAUGCCUCUGUAGAGGGAGGGCCAAAGGGGAUCCGAGUGAAUGCAGUUGCACCGGGUGCUAUCUUUAGUGAUAUGUCAGCCGCAGCAUUGGAGAUUAUGGGAACUACCAUGGAAGAGUUUGCCCCAACCGUCAGCAACUUGCAUCGUUUCGGAAUGGCUCAUGAAGUCGCACAAGCCUCGUUGUGGCUCUCGUCAGAUAAUUCCUCAUAUGUCACCGGUGUUUGUUUGCCCGUAGAUGGAGGAUAUUUAGCAAAGUAACCUAGGACAUUGGUUGCUUGUAUCAACUGGAAGAAUAGAAAAUGUUCACAGGGGAAUCUUCACUUGCCAAAACUACUCGCAUUCUCUUGAUUAUGACAUUGCUCAGUACCUUGCUUGACCCCGUAAACUUUUACUGGCUUGCAAUCGAUUAUCAAUUGUCCAUCUCAUCAUCAUCUGACGUCUUGCCACGGUUUGUGGUAGCGUGCCGUAUGACAACCUAGAGAGAUCUCAACUCAAAUAUUGAAAUUCAUGUGGCUGAAAAGCUGAGCACAUAAACCCACUCUUCCAGAACACAAGAAAAAGGAAAAAAGCUGGGG